Molecule: messenger RNA, 1292 nt
Organism: Aplosporella prunicola CBS 121167
Lineage: Eukaryota; Fungi; Ascomycota; Dothideomycetes; Botryosphaeriales; Aplosporellaceae
Exons: 1
Coding region: 104-1141 (345 amino acids)
Source: RefSeq, a predicted model, not a curated record
GCCCGCGCAAACGAAGAACAAAGGUACGAAAGCGCCAGGCGCGUCUCGCCGAACGACAGCCGCGUCGCAAUCGACGCGCGUAAACAACAACAAUGGCAACACCAUGCCCAAGAAGCGCGGCAGGCCACGUAAGCAAAGGGACACAGACACAGCCGAAGGCCCUGAACGACCUACUGCAUCGAGCUCACGACCAAAGCCUUCGCAAACCAAAGUAGAAACCGGCAAACAGGCGCGUAAGCGGACCUCGGCGGCGCAGGCGGAAGACGCAGAGGGAGAUCAAAGCGGCGUACAUACAGAGCUACCAUCCAAGUCUUCAGGAAAAAAGAAGCGCAAAUCACAACAAGAUGUUCUAGACGAGGCUACACAGCGCAAGAAGCCCAAAAUCGGCACUUUCGCCCGUCUAAAGCCACGCACGCGACACAUUCCGCAAACGGUUAUCACUUCGAAAUGGAAAAUGGCGUCACUCCCCACACAAGCCGCCAUCAAGACCCUUUUGCACUCCGUCCAGCGUUCCGUCUUCGCGUCACGCGCGGACAAUGCGCGGAGCCGCACCGAGGCCGAAAUCACGCUUGCGAGCGUAAUAAACAAACUUGAGAGGCAGUUGCCGCGCAUGCCGUUCCCGCCGCGCACCAAAGAGGCGCUGUUCGAUCUGAACAAGGUUGUCGAGAGGAAUCGGGCGCUGGAAACAGAAGUCACGACAGGGAUGCACGGAGCGGGAUUGCUGAGAGAGGCGGUGGAGAGGGAGGAAGAGGGGCUAAGGAGGGAUAGGGAGGCAUUGAGAGUACUGGAAGAGAAUGCCAGAACAAGCGAGCGGGAAUACAGAAAGAGGGAGAAGAGGGUACAUCCGUUGCUGAAGGACGGUGUGGGACAUGGAGCGGCGGAUGACAUGCCGGACGACAUCGAUAUGGUGAUGGGAUCAACGAAGACAGCGGAGGAGUUGGCGGGCAUCGAGGUGGAUGAAGAGGACGAGGACUUGGCCCCGCUGCUGGACCAGUUGAAGAAUCACCUCGAGUCGAUGCAGGCCAAUAUAGAGCAGGUCGAGGGCGUGGAUGAGGCGAUGGAGGGGGCAUUUGCGGCGUUGGACGGAGUCUUGGGAAGGUACGCCACGAGGGAGCAAUACGAAAGCUUGGAAGGGCGGUAAGUAUGUAGGGGGUAGGGUACUCCGUAGAGGGUUGCUUGUUCCGCGUACAGUAUGAGUUAUGAUACCCCUUUGUUAUCGACCGGGACUCGUGGCAGGCAUUAGAUAUAGGGAGAGGAGCAACCCCCUACCCGAUAGUAAGCGUGAGGGCGGC